Psammomys obesus (fat sand rat) is the source of this 3775-nucleotide messenger RNA. RefSeq names its product zinc finger protein 444-like. The record is from RefSeq and is a predicted model, not a curated record. Lineage: Eukaryota; Metazoa; Chordata; Mammalia; Rodentia; Muridae.
CUAAAGAUUUUUUUGUUUUCGAAAAAAAAAUUUUUUUUUAAAUUGUAAUAAUUUUAUUGUCAGCAUUGUUAUUAUUAUUAUUUUGUAUAUGGUUGUUUGGCCUGCAUGUCCCCUCAACCCCCGUCCACACAGACACAGACAUAGAGACGACUCUUAGUCCUCCAAUCAGCAUAGAGCGACUCAGGACGGGAAUGGCCUCUCUAUCUCGGCAUCUGUAACCGGCGCGGGUUGAUAAUGCACUCCCGGCCUGGUUUGUUUUCGUUUUUUGGCGCGUUGGGCGGGGGCAUGAGCUGUCGCGGCUGCGUUUUCUGGUAGACGGUGGCCGCGCGCCCCGCUUUCCGGGAAUCUCAUCGGGGUCUUGGGGCCCCGGAGGUUGCGAUGGCGGCAGCCUUCGCGGUGGUGCUGGUGUUGAAAGCAGAAGCGGAGGAGGAAGAGAAGGACCCUGGGGACUGGCGGGAUCCCGAAACCUCCCAGAAACGCUUCCGGCGGCUGCGCUCCGGGGACGUGUCCGGCCCGGGGGAGGCGGUGAGCCGCCGGCGGGAGCUGUGCCGCCGCUGGCUGCGGCCCGAGCCGCUCUCCAAGGAGCAGAUGCUGGAGCAGCUGGUCCUCGACCUCCUCCCGCGCCGGCUGCGGGUCCCCGUGCACCACCGGCGCCCCGAAAGCGGGGAGGAGGCGGCGGGCCUGGGCGCGCGCCCUGCACCCGGCUUUUCCGCAGGGCACCCUGACUUUCAAGGCCGAGGCUGGAUCUCCAACCCGGGGAGAAUGGCAGCAGCUGGCCCUGUCCCUUCAGAACGGCUCGUGCUGAGAGAGCGAGGAGAACAACGGGAGCAUGGCCGUGCCAGGCCUGGAGACCCGAGCUGCCUGAAACCCCGACAUUAUCCCAAAGCAGGAGGAGGACUGCAAGGAGGAGGCCGAGCCUGCACAGGCCUGGUGCAAGACAGGCCCCUGGGUACAGACCCUGAAAGGAAAGAGAAAUCAACUAAAGAUGCUGUCCUGCCACCACCACAGCCCCAGGGUUCUCCAGGAGAGCACGGCCACCUCACACGUCCCUUGGGCGCCCAACAAGGAAGGACUUUGGAGAAGUGGAGAGCUGGGGCACACGGCCACCUUGCACACCCUCUGCGGGACCAAGGAGGAAGAGAUUUGGAGAAGUGGAGAGCCAGGGCACACGGCCACCUCACACAUCCUCUGCUGGGCCAACGUGGAAGGGCUUUGGAGAAGUGGAGAGCUAGGGUGCACAACCACCCUGCAGGGUGUUCUCGGCCUACAUCAAUGAGGUGGAUGAGAACCGGCCAACACCCCGUGGGGCAGCAAGAUGCCCUUCGGCCAGCUGAUGGCAGAGUUUGGCAGCAGCAAUGGCUGGGUAUAUGGCAGCAGCUUCUCGGCCAGCACGAGUCGGCUGGCCUGGGUCAGCCACGACAUCGGCCUCCAAGAGCGUGCAGCAACCUGGAAACCACCAUGAGUGUUAAUAUCCUGAUAGGAGCCACAGUUGACCUGGAGGCCAGCAUUGGUGGCUGAUAUCCUGAUAUCACAGGUCGAUGGAGUGCCAUAUGUCCCUUUUGCCAGAGACAAGGAAAAUGAUUUCUCUUGCUGUGUAAAAAAUGUAUCACAAAUUCUUGAUGAAUGUUGUUUUGUUUUUUUGGUGUGUCUGUUUUGUUUGUUUGUUUGUAACCCCAUUAAUCCUCCUAUACUCCAUCUUGAGAUGGACAAAGGAGGCCACUUUUGGACAUAUGUGCUCCCCACUGAGUAGUUUAAACCAUUAUAAAAAUCUGAUUAUUCUCUUCACAUCUAUUUAUGUCCACUUAAAAAGUAAUGGACUUCUUUAGUUAUGGUGUUGCAAUGCCAAUGCAUAGAUGUAUAUCAGUAUUUUUUACUGGAUUCCAAUGUUUCAGCCAUUUAAAGAAGAAGUAUUGAGUAGAAAAUCUUUAUUAAGUACUUUACAAUUUGCUAGAGUUUUGCUAUCUCAUUUAAUACUGUAAAAUUAUACAUAUUAAACUACACAGUUUACAGAAGGUACAUUUUACUAGCAACAAAAUUCAAUCAUUUAAAGAAAUAGGCAUUCCAAUUUUACAUGAUCUGUUCGUGAUUAUCAUGUGUCUAAGGUAUACUACAUAUUUAAUCAUGAGAUUUACUGAGUAUCUUCCACGUUGUUUCAGUUACAAUUCUAAAUGUCUUUAGCCUUUACUAUAUACUAAUAAGCAAGUAUCCUCCUCUGUAGACAUCAAUGCUGUCUCACUUUUUUGUGCAUGAAGCUUUCUGACUAUCUCAGUAAAGCACAUUCUCUUUGAAAACCUAUGAUUUUUACCUCUGUUAGGCUCUAAGGUUCACAGGGUUAAUGACAGGGUAAUGCCUUUUUCAGGUGGAACUUUGAUAGGUUAAAACAUUAGGAAUUAAUAAAUGGGGAUAAAUAUACAUUUCACCAUGUUUGGCACCAAGUAUUUCACCUCCUAUUGCAUACAUAUUACAUCAUGGUGAACAGUGGCAUCCAUGUUGCUACUUCAGUGGCCAAUUUUUAGGGGUUGCCUAUUUGGCCUUCAUUUAAUGUUUGGCAUCAAUCUGUCUUUUUUGUGAAUCACUCUAGUAUUUGAGUAUUUCUUUUUCUUUUCCAAUAUGAUGCUUUGCAAUGUGCUUCCUGCUUUUAUUUUUAAAUCAUGAAUAAUAUUGGCAAACCUCAUUAAUAAUGGAUAGUCUUUAUUACUCAAAAUAAAAAAAAUGAUUUUAGUUGAAAUUCAAUCACUUCAUUCACCCCCUUCCUCACUCUGGGUAAGUGGUUCUCAACUUGUUGGUCCUGAACCUGUUAGAGAUGUCAUAUUUGAUAUCCUCCUAACAGAGUCUUACAAUAGAAUUCAUAACAGUAACAAAAUUACAGUUAUAAAGUAUCAAUGAAAUAAUUUUAUAAUAAUAAACUGUAAUAACCAUAAAAUAUUAUGGUUGUAUCCUAUGACAUGAGUAACUGUAUUAAAGUUUUAACCAUUGAUCCUACCAGCUACACUUUUUCCAAUCUGAGUCUUCUCAUUGCUCUCAAGUUGAUCACUUCUGAGGAAAAUAAAGCCUAUUUCUCCAAUCUAGUCCUCCAUGUUCUCUCUGCACGAGCCGUUCUGGGUGACCGCAGCCAGCUGCUGCCAUUCUCCCUGGGUCAGAGAUCCAGCCUCGGCCUUGAAAGUCAGGGUGCCCUGGAGGGACGCAAGACCUCAGUUAGUGCUUGCUGUCCUUGCUGAGACCAAGGAGCUGGUGAGCCAAAUGACGGGGUAAAAAAACGUUCCAUGUCACCUCGACUGGACUCAGGGACCCCUGAAACGCAGCUUUGGGGCUGACCUGAGCUAGCCAGCAUCUCCCAGCAGCUUUGAAUGGGCUGAAUGGGCAGAAGGGAGACAAGGGCAGCGCUAGCUUGACCUCUUCCUUUCUAUUACAUUUUAAGUACGUUUAUAGCUCAACAGAAUCCUGCUUUGGGAAUUGAGGCUGUGUUUUAAAACUAUGCACCUUUUGAAAUUUAGUAUGGAUAUCAGUCUUGUCCCAGUCUCCUGUCCCAGGAGAAUCCAUAUUUACCCACAUGGAAGCCUGUGAGGAGUUCAGCACUGAUGGAAUAUACCAAACCUUGCUAUUCCAAGGCCCCAUAAAACGCAGAAGAGAUAGAACAAGAAAAAACAUCUCUCCUUGUUCAGUGAUGUUUUGGAUGGGUAUAAUAUCCUGUGAGUAUGUCCCUCAUGCCUGCCAUACUAUUACAGGGUACACUUUGAUUACACUUUACUGUAUAAAAAUAAAAGUUUUUGAUUUA